Molecule: messenger RNA, 1791 nt
Organism: Abrus precatorius (Indian licorice)
Lineage: Eukaryota; Viridiplantae; Streptophyta; Magnoliopsida; Fabales; Fabaceae
Product: cytochrome P450 71A1-like
Exons: 2
Coding region: 72-1598 (508 amino acids)
Molecular function (GO): heme binding; iron ion binding; oxidoreductase activity, acting on paired donors, with incorporation or reduction of molecular oxygen
Source: RefSeq, a predicted model, not a curated record
UAUAAACUCAAGACACGAGUGUUGUAGAUCUUGCACUCUCUACACGGGCUGCACUUGCUUACUUUGUCAGAAUGGCUCUAUUCCAAUGGCUGAACGAAGGCUAUAUACCAUUUUUACUCUUUAUAUCCAUUUUCGUAUUCAUAGUUCUAUUAAUAAAACACCUCUUCAUGAAAAAGGCAAGAAAUGUAAGGUCCAAUCUCCCUCCAAGUCCUCCUAGCAUACCCAUCAUAGGCAACCUCCACCAGCUAGGUACCUCUCCACACCUAGCUCUUCAAAGACUUGCUAAGAACUAUGGACCCAUAUUUUUCCUGCAACUUGGUCAAAUCCCAACCGUGGUUGUUUCCUCAGCUAGACUUGCAAAGGAAGUGUUGAAAACCCAUGAUCUUGCACUUUCAAGCCGUCCACAACUCUUCUCAGCCAAAUACCUCUUCUACAACUGCACAGACAUUGUUUUCUCUCCUUAUGGUGCUUAUUGGAGGCAUAUAAGAAAAAUUUGCAUACUUGAGCUUCUAAGUGCCAAAAGGGUACUCUCAUGCAUUUCAGUUAGAGAAGAAGAAGUUGCUCGUUUAGUUCAUAGGGUUAAAGGGUCUUGUCAAGGCACUGUUGAUUUGUCUAAGAUGUUGGGACUCUAUGCAAAUGAUGUCCUUUGCCGAGUGGCAUUUGGAAGGGGCUUUUCGGAAGGAGGAGAUUAUCAACGACAUGGGUUCCAAAAGAUGCUUGAUGAGUACCAAGAGCUACUUGGAGGAUUCAGUGUUGGUGACUUUUUUCCUUCCUUGGAGUUCAUACACAGCUUAACUGGUAUGAAGUCAAGACUCCAAGACACUUCUCGAAGAUUUGAUCAAUUAUUUGAUCAGAUACUGAAUGAACACAUAGGUUCCAAUAAAAUACAGGAGCAUAAGGAUCUCGUUGAUGUUUUGCUCGAGGUGCAGAAGAAUGACUCGGAUGAGAUGCCUCUCACCACGGAUAAUAUCAAAGCAAUCAUUUUGGACAUGUUUGCUGCAGGAACUGAUACAACCUUCAUUACCCUUGAUUGGGCAAUGACAGAGUUGCUAAUGAAUCCAAAGGUUAUGGAAAAAGCACAAAAGGAAGUGAGGAGUGUCUUAGGAGAAAGAAAGGUUGUUGAAGAGAAUGACCUGCAUCAACUUGAGUACAUGAGAGUUAUCAUCAAAGAGACAUUUCGGUUGCAUCCUGCGGUUCCAAUGUUAGUCCCAAGAGAAUCCAUGGAGGAUGUUGUCAUAGAGGGGUACAAAAUUCCAGCUAAAACAAGAUUUUUUGUCAAUGCUUGGGCAAUAGGUAGGAACACGGAAAGUUGGGAAGAUCCAAAUGCAUUUAAACCAGAGAGAUUUUUAGGGAGUAACAUUGACUAUAGAGGGCAAGAUUUUGAGCUAUUACCAUUUGGAGCAGGUAGAAGAGGUUGCCCAGGUAUUACUUUUUCCACUGCUGUUGUUGAGCUUGCUUUAGCUCAACUCCUUUACAGUUUUGAUUGGGAGCUUCCUCCUGGUGUUACAGCCAAAGACUUGGACCUAACUGAAGUUUUUGGCAUCUCAAUGCACAGGAGGGAACAUCUUCAUGUUGUUGCUAGACCAUACCCUCUAUGAAGAUUCAUGAUACAGCAAGUGUGAAGGGGAUUUGAAUUGUACUCAGUUAGUAUUUAGCUAUUAGUUGAUGUCAAUGUUAAGCAAAAAGUUUGAAGUUAAAUAAAAGUAAUAAGACGAAAUGAGCCAUUAGUGAAUUGUACUAGUUGGAUGAAUUUAGUUCCUUUUGAAGUUUUCUCCAUCAACUCGUUUCUUU